Messenger RNA from Dichotomopilus funicola, 1710 nucleotides. RefSeq names its product homoserine O-acetyltransferase. NCBI's taxonomy places the organism in Eukaryota, Fungi, Ascomycota, Sordariomycetes, Sordariales, Chaetomiaceae. Gene Ontology annotation, biological process: L-homoserine metabolic process. The record is from RefSeq and is a predicted model, not a curated record. Bases 1 to 1710 code for a protein of 569 amino acids. The transcript has a single exon. Gene Ontology annotation, cellular component: mitochondrion. Gene Ontology annotation, molecular function: homoserine O-acetyltransferase activity; L-serine O-acetyltransferase activity.
AUGAAGUCUCGACGGGUUACAACAGCCCUAUGGCAGGCCCAGAGCGCCGGGUCCGUACGCCCUAUUAACAAUGCGGCCCCGACGAGUAUACGACGGUUGUCCGUGGCUGCUACCGGGGCAAGCCCUCUGAUAUUGAGGACGAAGACAACAACAACUACAACAACUACCACCACAACCCCCCCAUCCCGACAACCACCAGCCCGCUACCUCCACACCUCACCCCACCAACGCAGCGAGGCCGCCUCAUCUAACCCAGCCAUCAAGUUCCCCUGCCUCGACGCCCUCGAAACCCGCUCCGCCAACCUCGAACAACAAGCCCAAGCGCAAGCCCAACAAGCCUCCGCACGAUCCGACAAGUCCGGCCCCGAACCCUCCUACACCGUCGGCGCGACCCAAACCUACCACUCCCGCGGCGAGCCCCUCCUCCUCGACCACGGCGGCCAGCUACACGAGUUCGACAUCGCCUACGAGACAUGGGGCACCAUGAACGCCGACCGAUCCAACGUUAUCCUGCUACACACCGGUCUCUCCGCGUCGUCCCACGCCCACUCGACGCCCGAAAACCCCCAGCCGGGGUGGUGGGAGAAAUUUAUCGGCCCCGGUCUGGCGCUGGAUACGGACAAGUACUUCGUCAUCUGCACCAACGUCAUCGGCGGGUGCUACGGGUCGACGGGGCCAUCGAGCAUCGAUCCGCUCGACGGCCAGCGGUACGCCACGCGGUUCCCGAUCCUAACCAUCCAGGACAUGGUGCGGGCACAGUUCCGUCUGCUGGACCAUCUGCGCGUGGACAAGCUGUACGCCAGUGUCGGGUCCAGCAUGGGCGGAAUGCAGUCGUUAGCAGCCGGCGUGGAGUUUCCAGAGCGCGUGGGGCGGAUCGUAUCCAUCUCGGCCUGCGCGCGUAGUCAUCCCUACAGCAUCGCCAUGCGCUUUGUCCAGCGCCGCGCUAUCCUCAACGACCCGAACUGGAACCGCGGGUUCUACUACGGCCGGGUGCCACCCCACGUGGGAAUGAAACUCGCCCGCGAGAUUGCAACCAUCACGUACCGCUCCGGACCGGAGUGGGAACAGCGGUUUGGUCGCCGGCGCGCCGAUGGGUCCAAGCCCCCUGCGUUGUGCCCCGAUUUCCUCGUCGAGACCUACCUCGACCACGCCGGCGAGAAGUUCUGUCUGACCUACGACCCGAACAGCCUGAUCUACGUCAGCAAGGCGAUGGACCUGUUCGACCUCGGCCACGCCAACCAGCAGGCCACCGCUACCCGCCGCGCCGAGCGUCUGGCAGCAUCAUCGUCUUCCCAGUCGUCCCCCAUCCCAGGAGACGGCGCAACCUGCAGCCUGACCCUCCCGGACAGACCAUACGAAGAAAAACCAGACCCCAAUGGCGGCAGCCCCCUAGCAUCCGCCCUCUCCAACGAAUCCCCGUCCCCGGGAUCCCAGCAUCAGUCCUCGAACCCACAAACGCCUCAACCCCCCGCCGACCUCGUUGCAGGGCUAGAGACCCUGCGUAACCACCCGGUUCUCGUCCUCGGCGUGGCGAGCGAUAUCCUCUUCCCGGCGUGGCAGCAGCGUGAAGUGGCCGAGGCGCUGCGGCAGGCGGGCAACAAGCAGGUGGAGCACCAUGAGUUGAGCGAGGUGCAGAGUUUGUUUGGGCAUGAUACGUUUUUGCUGGAUGUGAAUGGGGUUGGGGGGCAGGUGAGGAGUUUUUUGGGGUGA